AUGUCGACAAAUAAAAUACCAGCUGGUAUAACAUUUGCAUAUAUUAAGACCAAAGAAAACAAUAAGAUAAUUCGGUAUGUGUCAUUAGUAAAACAUUGCUUUCAAAUUGGCUUGAAAUCGGUUACAAAUAUUUUAAACUAUAGUUUAUUUAAUUCAGACCUACAAAUUGAACACAUUCAAAUUCCUUUUCAGAUUCCUGUUAACACAAUUUACAAGAAGGAAUGGUCAUGGCAGAAAACAAAGACCCUUAUAAAGUUGCCACCUGUGCCUGGAAAUCGACGGAGGGAGUCAGUUGCAUCGUCCCUGGGUGCCGCCUCAGUCCGGCGCCUUAUUACGCGACCGCCCCAAAAACUCCCCAAACCUCUUAUUACACGGUUCACUCUUCUCUGCAUAGCAAGUGGCCUGUCCUCCACAGCUCUUCUCCCUUUCACGGCAUACGCAGGCGCCGAAGCUGGUGCCAUGCCUUUAGCUAUAAUGCACACCAUCGCGGCCAUUGCAUCACCUUUCUCUCCCAUCAUCCUACAAAAAACAGGAACCAGGAUAGUCAUUAAUUUAAGCUACGUUUUGAUUUGCGUUCUCUUAGCCGCUCAUACGGUUGAUACGCCUCUCUCUAUUCUUCUCUUUCUCUAUAGUAUUUGUGGGGUUAUGCUCUCUCCAAUGGAACUGGCUCUGGCUGCGUCUGCGACGUCUUUUUCACAAGCAGCUGGCGAUGAAUGCAGGAGGAAAAUAGCGCUGAGACGAGCGUUGAGAGCUCUUCGAGCGUCACAUGACUUGGGGCUGGUGUUGGGAUCGCUUAUGUUAGGAGGAGCAUUAUUAAUCUGGCCAGAAGAUUUAUUACCAUUACUGCAGCCAAAUUCAAUACAUAAUUAUACAACGCCAAGUUGGCCGCCAUCAGAGGAUGAUUUAGUUGAAGAAGACUUUGAGGAAAGGACAUGUGGAGCGUUCGGUUGUCCAGACAUCCAGUCACUGGUAGGCAUGGCUCUUAGUGCAGAUGGUCGCCGGGUUUUGGUAGCUGUUUGGGCGGUUAUGGCGUUAGUUGCAUCAAUUUUGGCCCUCUACGGGGCAGCUGCAACACCAUCACCACCUCCAGAUGCUCGUUCUGUGCUUAAAGAUGCCAGAGGACUUCUAGGAAUUCCCAUGGGAUUAUUUAUUGGAUUGCAACAGGGUUUUAUAUAUACUUCAUACAUUAAGUGGUACGGCGUGUGUGUAGGUGGUUGGAACGAAGCUUGGCGUGCACUUUGCGGUGCUGGAGCGCUGCAAGCGUUAGCCGCUGCUACUCUCAGUAUGGCAGCCGCUCGAGGAAGACGUGGCUAUUUAGGCGCUGGAGGUGCUGCAGCCCAUGCUUCAUUGUUGCUAGCGUUACUUCGCUGGAGAGCUGCUAAAACUGAUCUAGCUCUACCCACAGUUGCAGCCGCUGCAUGGGGCGCUUGUUCCGCUUUGUGGGAUGUGUUACAGGGUGGAAUAACAGUAGGAGGUCCUGGGUGGCGUGGGCCUUGGUCCCUUACACUCAGCGCACGACAUGCGGGGCUGGCUCUAGCCUGUGCAGCGCGACAGUUUCUCUGUGUGAGGACACAGCUCGCUGUCCUAGCACUUGCCCUUUUCACCGCCUUGUCGUCCCAUGCUGUACUGGAGCUGCGGCUUAGGAGGGAAAUCCGUCAUCGCUCCUAG
This is a messenger RNA of Pieris macdunnoughi, 1668 nucleotides long. The record is from the annotation of a GenBank genome assembly. Lineage: Eukaryota; Metazoa; Arthropoda; Insecta; Lepidoptera; Pieridae.